CACAGGGGGCGGGGCUGAAAGGUCCGACAGGAAAACUAAAGAAAGGCGAGGAUAUCUAAUAAUACGAUGGCUGCGAUCAGAAAGAAGCUAGUGAUAGUCGGUGAUGGCGCCUGUGGCAAGACCUGUCUCCUCAUAGUGUUCAGCAAAGAUCAGUUCCCUGAGGUUUAUGUGCCCACCGUGUUUGAAAACUAUGUGGCAGACAUUGAGGUGGAUGGUAAACAGGUGGAGCUGGCUCUCUGGGACACAGCGGGUCAGGAGGACUACGACCGUCUGAGGCCUCUCUCCUACCCAGACACGGAUGUCAUCCUCAUGUGUUUCUCCAUCGACAGCCCUGACAGUUUGGAGAAUAUUCCAGAGAAGUGGACCCCCGAGGUCAAGCACUUCUGCCCCAACGUGCCCAUUAUCCUUGUGGGAAACAAGAAAGACCUGCGAAAUGACGAUCACACGCGUCGGGAGCUGGCCAAGAUGAAACAGGAGCCAGUGAAGUCUGACGAGGCGAGGGACAUGGCCAACCGGAUCAAUGCCUUUGGUUACCUCGAGUGCUCGGCUAAGACGAAGGACGGCGUGCGGGAGGUGUUUGAGAUGGCCACCAGGGCGGCGCUGCAGGCCAAGAGGCGAGGCAAGAAGGGCGGCUGCGUCCUGCUAUAGAGUGUCUGUCUGGGGAAGCAGGAACCAGGAGGAGAGGGAGAAACGAACCAGGCCAAAAAAAGAAAAA
Molecule: messenger RNA, 715 nt
Organism: Anoplopoma fimbria (sablefish)
Lineage: Eukaryota; Metazoa; Chordata; Actinopteri; Perciformes; Anoplopomatidae
Gene: rhoaa
Product: ras homolog gene family, member Aa
Exons: 5
Coding region: 67-648 (193 amino acids)
Biological process (GO): small GTPase-mediated signal transduction; cell migration; stress fiber assembly
Cellular component (GO): cleavage furrow; dendritic spine
Molecular function (GO): GTPase activity; GTP binding
Source: RefSeq, a predicted model, not a curated record